Pezoporus flaviventris is the source of this 2447-nucleotide messenger RNA. RefSeq names its product ras association domain-containing protein 8-like. The transcript is spliced from 4 exons. The record is from RefSeq and is a predicted model, not a curated record. The coding region runs from base 623 to 1999 and encodes 458 amino acids. Lineage: Eukaryota; Metazoa; Chordata; Aves; Psittaciformes; Psittacidae. Gene Ontology annotation, biological process: signal transduction.
ACAGGGCUUUGAGCACCCUGGUGUAGUGGAAGGUGUCCCUGCCUGUGGCAGGGGGGUUGGAACGGGAUGAUUUUUAAGGUCCCUUCCAACCCAAACCAUUCUAUGAUCCUGCCCUGGAAGAGGUGAGGAGGGCAGGCUGAGGAGGCAGCAGCUCCCAGCCAUAUUUACCACACCCUUGCAAGGGGGCAGGUAACAUCUCCUAUCUGGCUAUGAGCUGGAGACAGCAACCCCCAAGGAAAACUUGGGUUAUGGUGAGCAAUUGGUUAACAGGGCUGUCCUGUGCUUGCUAGAAUUUAAGGACAUAGUAAUAAAAACAACUGGAUUUUCAGAUGCCUGGGGAUGUGUCUGGGAGAGGUGCACCAGCUGCUUUUUGGGUGCUUUCCCCUGUAUCAGGACAGAAACUGCUGCUCCCAGCUCUUUGGCAGCGGUGCUGCUGGUAAAUGAUCAUCAAGGUGGGGCCGGAGGUUGGUGCUGGGUUUGAACCCAGGCAGGUGCCUGGGACUGGUGUGCCAGCAGGCAUCCUGCUCCCACACCCAGCAGCGUACAGCAGCCUCUGGAACUUCCAGGCUAGACCACCCAUCCUGCAAUGACCUAGUGCACCUGAGACCCGGCAGCCGUGGGGAUGGAGCUGAAGGUCUGGGUGGAUGGGAUCCAGAGGGUUGUCUGUGGUGUCUCGGAGCAAACCACCUGCCAAGAAGUGGUUAUCGCCUUGGCGCGGGCCAUAGGUCAGACGGGCCGCUAUGUGCUGGUGCAGAAGCUGCGGGAGAAGGAGCGGCAGCUGCUGCCACUGGAGUGCCCCUUGGAGUCGCUGGCCAAAUGUGGGCAGUAUGCCAACGACGUGCAGUUUGUGCUGCGUCGGACAGGCCCCAGCAUGGCUGAGCGGCCCUCCUCAGAGGGUGCUCCCCAAGCCCCCGAGAGGACGUUCAUCCGGGCCAGCUUGCCCAUCAAGCCCAGGCCUGCCAGCACGGAUGCACCCCGUUCCCGGGAGCCAAAAAAAUCCAUGACCUUCAACUUGGGUCCUGCAGGUGACCCAUUUGCCAUGAGCCGCUGGAGGCACCAAGCACGGGAAAGGAUGGAUUUGGAGGGCAGUGGGGUCCUCCAACCCUCCAAGGAGGAGCUGUUUAGGAGGGUGCUGCGGCAGCAGGAGCAGCUGCAUUCCUUGGAGGCCCAUGGGGACACCCUGGAGAUGGACCUACGGCUCUGGGAGCGUGGCCGAUUCACGGGUCAGGAGGAUGAGAUCCUCUACCUAGAGCACCUGGUGCGGAGGAAUGAGACAGAGCUGGGUGAGGAGGAGUUUUGGCAAACUGAGCUCCGGCUGGAAAAGGAGUGCGAGCGGGAGCGGCAGGAGCGCGUUAGGAGCCUCCGGGCCAGUCUGGAGGAGUACACCCAGAGGAUCUAUGAGCUGAGUGCCCGGACUGAAGCCCUGCAGCAGGAGAUCCAGUGGGAGAUGGCAGAGAGAGCCAAGAGGGGGAAGGAGAUCCCUGUGCCCAGCCCCACAGAGCUGGAGGACAUGGCUGCCAAGAUGAAAAGGGACCUAGAGGCCAAGGUCAAGCAAGGGACCCAGCUGGAGAGCAACCUUGCCAGUGUGGAGAAAGCCCUGGAGGAAGCUGAAAGGAAUCUGCAGGCCCAGACCCAAGAGCUGGAGGAGUUAAAUAAGGAGCUGAGGCAGUGUAAUUUGCAGCAGUUUAUUCAGCAGACGGGGGCCACGGUGACUGUCCUGCAGGCCAGGUCCGAGGAGGAUGCCCAGCCGGAGCCGAGCCAGUGCGAGCUGCCAGCCUACCGGAGAAACGGAGGUCAGCACGCUGCUGCCGGCUCGGCCGUGGGGGCUGCUCCGGGGGACUCCUGCCCGCUCCCAGCCUCCCCCUCCAAAGGGGUCAGCACCCCCUCCAAGGGUUCAGCCCCAAAGCUGGCCAGUUCUGCCCUGGGCACUGCUGUUAGGCAGCAGGAAUGGAGUUUUGGUGCUGGCACAGCACUCACUCCCCACCCCAGGGGUCUCUGAGGUUUGCCAGCCCCGGGACUCCUUCCUCCUCCCCACUGAAGCCUUGGGGUUGUUUGUAGCCACGCUCAGUGCUCAGAUCCUGCAUUGCUGUUUUGGGGGCUGGGGCAGCUGCAGGGAUCUUUCCUUCACAGCAUUGUUGCAUGCUGCUGCCACAGCAGUGGCAAAAAGGUUGCUGAGGGCCAGUGUCAUCCCCCAUUGGCUGUGGCCGGUGGGGAUGGGCUCCAGCCACCGAUGACCUCUUUGUGUUGGGGAUGGGUGAGCAUGGUGCCUGGGGCCACGUCCACAUCCUCACAAGGGUGAAAGGAGAUGGUGGGGGGGCUCCUGUGGAAAGUGACAUGGAAAAAUAGGGACCUGGUCACUUCUCCUCUGGAGUACCCAGAGAGGAUGAUGUGGCUGCCCCAUAGCACUGCAGCAGCUGUGCCCAGCAAGCACAGGGGAGGUGCAAGCC